This is a messenger RNA of Durusdinium trenchii, 735 nucleotides long. NCBI's taxonomy places the organism in Eukaryota, Dinophyceae, Suessiales, Symbiodiniaceae. The record is from the annotation of a GenBank genome assembly.
AUGGAGGAAAUGCAGGAGGCAAACCCUGAGAUGAUGACCUGCCGCAUUUGCUUGGAAUCUGACACAUCAGAGGGGGAUGAGCUUCUAGCCCCAUGCUUGUGCUGCGGCAGUGCCAAGUACGUGCACCGCAGCUGCUUGGACCAAUGGCGAGUGAGUGGCUUCGAUCCCAAAACCGUCACCCAUUGUGGUACUUGUAAGGCCAAAUUCAAGUUGCAGGCACCUGUUGAUGCCAAGGGUGCAGAGAGAGAAGUAUGGGGAGAGAUCGUAAAAUAUUUGGCAAUCAGAAUCGGGCUUUUCUUCACUGUCGUGACGGCGCUCGGCUUCCUGACCCCUUGGCUUCUGGGUGCCCCAGACGUGCAAAUCCUGUCGAACGUGAUCCUGAACCAUCUCACUGUGGGCACCCUAAGCACCUUUGUUUUGGCCGGAGGUUGGGCUGUUUUGCAAGCCCUUUGGUCGUUGAACCUUUGCGGGAUUCAUCCACAUGCCUGGAGCUUCGACGGCAAGGAUGCGACCUUCAUUUUACUCGUUAUCGUUGCCAUCAUUGGAGCUAUAUAUCUUCUCUACCAGCUUUGCAAAGGCUUGUGGGAAAUCGCCCAAGCAGGACAAAAUGUCGCAUCUGCAAACCUCCGGUUCCGAAAUAAAGAGAUGCGGCAGCGUGUCGUGGAGAGCGACAGAGCUGAAUUUGGUUUGAGUGAAUCCUUGGGAGCUCAGUGCCAGAACGAUCCAAAGUGCUAG